This is a messenger RNA of Pseudo-nitzschia multistriata, 1894 nucleotides long. Lineage: Eukaryota; Bacillariophyta; Bacillariophyceae; Bacillariales; Bacillariaceae. The record is from the annotation of a GenBank genome assembly.
CUUCCCGUUAUUUCGAUGUAUUUUGCUAAAAAGACAAUGCAACGGUGGGAUAGGCGUGACCUAAAUAAAACCGGUAUAUUUGUGGUCCUGGAAACGUGAGAUCACGAUGCACUACUCAAACAACUACUUUCUAAUUUCUAGGUGUUUCCUUUCAUAAAUUCAACUUCGAAGCAUUCAAACGAAGACUAAUCUUCUGAUCGCCGCUUGCAUCACAUUUGUUUUCUCAUAACCACAAAUACGUACGAGCACAAUUUGAAUCAUGACCAUAGGUAUCGUCAGUCGUUCGUCAAAUCACCGUGCAGCGCUGGGUGAUCGAACGAAUGGUCUCACAACUUUGUCCGCGAACGACAAUGGGAACUUGAAUCCAGCGAUACUACCUCUCAGAACCCAAAGAAAGCUCCAGGUCUUUGUCAAUGAAGCUAGUGCCACCACUGUGACAAGCAUCGACGCCUCUGAGUCGAUGGGUAAGAUCAAAGAUGUGACUGAGCAUGACAAAGUUAUUGAUCACCUAACCACCAUGAAGCUUGUUGAAGWUUUUUCGAAUUUGACCUUGGACGAAAUUGCGUCAGACUACAGAUCUAUUAGCACUGGUGGGGAUGGGCGCCCUAGCCUUGUUAGCGUGAGUAGCCUACUUUAAGUAAGACAUGUAUGACCUGCAAAAAAGUUUUCCAAACAUCUCACGCUAAUCUUUAUACAACUAUUCUUCAUCGGURCAGCCAGCGUAUUCGGAAGAACAUUUCGACGGAGAUGAUAAUGGGACCGAUGACGACCAAGAGGUGCUUAAGAAGUUUCGAAACUCAUCCGACCCCAAUGGAUACUCUAAAACUGUUACUUCUGAAACUGAUGAGCAUGCAAAAGCAGUUUCUAAUGAAUACGUCUUUUCGGAUGCUUUCGUCGAAUCGUCAGCUCGGAAAGUUCUUCGUCCUUUGGAAGGCGAAUCAGCCGUCGACGCAAUGAAAAACAURAAGAAAAUCUGUCUGAAGGCAAUGCACAACGCUGGUAAGGACUGGAAGUCUAUCAUAGAAGGCAAAGACAAAUACAAUCUUUURUCCGCUGAAGAAAUAAAAUCGAAAAUCAUUUUGAAAACAUUGUUCGUGUUAGGGGUUCUGGAUGUCGUUGGGGACACCAUGUCUAGCAAUAUGCCACCUGCUAUAAUGAAAUCCUGCUCGCUGGGACGUAAAAGAGCAAUAGAAUGGAUUGGAGCGAACAAGAUAGAAGAUAUGUGGAUCCCAAAGACUGGGACAAUCUAUCAAUGGUACAGCGAUUUUACAAACGGUAGAUUUUUCAGACAUCCAGAGUUUGCUUUGCACACUGAAAUGCAAUCUCUGGACCGCCUCGACGAAUUUUUUUCCAUGCAUCCAGCGAGAAAGCGAGCUUUCAAGGCUCAUGUUCAAUCUGUUUUGCAAGAACAACGAGCAUCAAUUCGCGACUUAUGCCACGAAGACGCUGAUACCAUGGUGGUGCGGGAUGGAACACUGCUUGGCAACGCGUACGACUUCUACUGCUAUUUUGUGAAUGACAUUCUGCGCGAGGCAUCCAAGAACACAUCAGAAUCCAACAGAGGCACCAAUGAGAUUAAAGAAGCUGGAUCGACCAAAGAAAGUGUAGAAUUGGAACAUCGUCUGGCUUUCUUCAGCUUCGAAAGAUUGACUUGGCAACAUAUGAACACUUGGAUGAGCCGAACCUGGGGAACUGCGAGACACAUGGCUGAUCCUUCUUGAAGUCCUAAAAUUAUUUCGUGCGGAACGUAUAUCCUUGCUUUUACCCGAUCGACGCGUGUACCGUUCGUGUAGUUGGAACCAUCACCAGAAAAUACAGGUUUUGUAUCAGAGAAUGAGACGGUUCUCGCAGUUACGAAAGACCUCCUUAAGGCAAAUUAAUGUAGAUAAUCAAU